Messenger RNA from Carassius gibelio (silver crucian carp), 747 nucleotides. RefSeq lists its product as uncharacterized. The transcript has 4 exons. The record is from RefSeq and is a predicted model, not a curated record. NCBI's taxonomy places the organism in Eukaryota, Metazoa, Chordata, Actinopteri, Cypriniformes, Cyprinidae. The coding region runs from base 1 to 747 and encodes 248 amino acids.
AUGAUAGAAAGCACCAAGUCAAAAGUCACUUUCCUGCCGACAAACUCCAUCUCAACACGUAGUCAACAGAAUGUUUCGUUAUCAAGAUCACUGUCUCAGUCAGAAAUACAGCUUUACAGAGACCUGACCGAUGUUUCUGACGGACAGACCAUAGACAUCACAAACACUACAUCAUCUCAGGCCACUGCAGUCAUUACAGAUUUAAUCACUGCUGACCUGAAUGUUACUUUCUUUCUCUUUGUGACUGGAAGAGAUUCGGUCACAGUGACUGAAGUGCUUCUAGUUGAAGCUUCAGGAUCUGAUUUUGUUAAUGGAACUGUCAAAGCUGUCGGUGCGACAGACUUCCUGGUCAACAUUGACAGAAUCCCAGAGUGGGCGUUUGUGGUGCAGCUGAAAGGGCUGUUGAAUGACUCGUCAUCAGUUAGUCGAUUCCAGAGACAGUCACCCACCCAGCAUAAAGGAUCUAGAAUAACAGUCAUGGCCCAAUCACAGAACAUUACACAGCCUGGAGUCCCAUUGAGUCUCAACUUUACAGUGGCCACUAAUACUACAGGUGGCACCUACACUAUCAGAGCUCUGAAUGACCAGGGCUUCAGCGUGUCUUUCCCUAGCUCUCUGAUCCUUGAAACAGGGGGAAGCGCUCAAGGAAGUGUGACACUGACUGCACCCUCCGACACAGAGUCAGGGACGGAUGUCAAACUCACUAUUGAGGCAGAAGAUCUGGGAUCCACAUCCACGGGAAAAUAG